Messenger RNA from Brachypodium distachyon (stiff brome), 3163 nucleotides. Its product is annotated as pantothenate kinase 2. Gene Ontology annotation, molecular function: pantothenate kinase activity; ATP binding. The transcript has 22 exons. Bases 235 to 2973 code for a protein of 912 amino acids. Lineage: Eukaryota; Viridiplantae; Streptophyta; Magnoliopsida; Poales; Poaceae. The record is from RefSeq and is a predicted model, not a curated record. Gene Ontology annotation, cellular component: cytosol; nucleus. Gene Ontology annotation, biological process: coenzyme A biosynthetic process.
AGCAUAGCACCACAAGUCUACCCGUACGUCCACGCAAGUAGUGAGGCGAGCGAUCCAAACCCGUCCCCAACCUGUUGCUCGCCACAAUUCCCCUCGCGGUCCACUACGAUUCCGUUUUUGUCUUCCGUUCUUGGCAAUUUUCGAUCUCCCCAAAGCAGUAGCGGCAGCCGGCAGGUGGGCGGUUGGUGGCGGCUCCGCUGAUCCCCCCCCCCCCCUCCAUCCCACUGGUCUAAAAUGGCGGCCAAUAACAGCAGCGAGCCCCCUAUCCUGGAGGAAGAGGAAGGGGGAGGAGGCGUCGUGAAGCACGAGGAGGCGGAGGGGAAGGGGAAGGCGCCGGCCAGCGCGUCCACGACGAUGCUGCACCGGUCGGGCUCGCGGCCACAGCUCGACCUCAGCGGCGCCGCGAUCCAUGGCACCUUGGAGGACCGGAACCCCACCAUCCUGCUGCCCAACCAGUCCGACGACAUCUCCCACCUCGCCCUCGACAUCGGCGGUUCUCUUAUAAAGUUGGUAUAUUUCUCACGUCAUGCGGAUCAACCCACCGAGGAUAAACGCAAGAUAUCCACGAAGAGAAGACUUGAGAUAUUUACGGGUGCCAGGAGGAGUUACCCAGUUCUUGGAGGGAGGCUCCACUUUGUCAAGUUUGAGACUGGGAAGCUGAAUGAAUGUUUGGACUUCAUUUCUUCCAAGCAACUACACCGGGGUGGAGUUGAUUCACCUUCAUGGCGCUCAGGAGCUCAGCCUGAUAACAUUGUAAUCAAGGCGACAGGUGGUGGAGCAUACAAGUAUGCUGACCUCUUUAAGGAGAGAUUGGGAGUCAGUCUUGAGAAGGAAGAUGAAAUGGACUGUCUCGUAUCUGGAGCCAAUUUUUUGCUUAAGGCUAUACGCCAUGAAGCUUUUACACACAUGGAUGGCCAAAAGGAAUACGUGCAAAUUGAUCAGAACGAUCUGUUUCCAUACCUUCUAGUUAAUGUUGGAUCUGGUGUCAGCAUAAUCAAGGUUGAUGGGCAUGGGAAGUUUCAACGAGUAAGUGGAACAAAUGUUGGCGGCGGUACAUACUGGGGGUUGGGGAGGUUAAUGACGGAGUGCAAGAGUUUUGACGAGUUACUAGAGUUGAGCCAACGUGGAGACAACAGCACCAUUGACAUGCUUGUAGGAGAUAUAUAUGGUGGUCUAGACUAUUCCAAGAUUGGCCUUUCAGCAUCAACAAUUGCCUCUAGUUUUGGGAAGACAAUUUCAGAUAACAAGGAGCUAUCAGAUUAUAGACCUGAGGAUAUUUCACUCUCUCUGUUACGGAUGAUUUCAUAUAAUAUUGGUCAGAUUUCCUAUCUUAAUGCACUUAGAUAUGGACUCAAGAGGAUAUUUUUUGGUGGAUUCUUCAUUCGUGGUCAUGCUUACACCAUGGACACCAUUUCUUUUGCAGUACAUUUCUGGUCCAAAGGAGAAGCAAAAGCUAUGUUUCUGCGUCAUGAGGGCUUUCUAGGAGCACUUGGCGCGUUUAUGAGUUAUGAGAAGCAUGGUCUUGAUGACUUGAGCGCACAUCACUUGGUUGAGCGUUUCCCAAUGGGUGCUCCAUAUGUUGGUGGGAAGAUUCAUGGACCUCCUCUAGGCGAUCUCAAUGAGAAGAUAUCUUGGAUGGAGAAGUUUGUGCAGAAGGGUACUCAGAUUACAGCACCUGUACCUAUGGGAGCUCCUGCUACGACAGGCAUGGGAGGUUUUGAAAGGCCUACUUCCAAGGGGGACAUUUUGCGGUCUGAUGCAAGUGCAGCUCUAAAUGUUGGUGUUCUCCAUCUUGUACCCUCAUUGGAUGUCUUUCCGUUGUUGGAAGACCCAAAGACGUAUGAACCAAACACAAUUGAUCUCGACCAUAAUGAGUUCAAGUACUGGUUCACUGUUUUGUCGGACCAUCUACCAGAUCUUGUGGAGAAGGCGGUUGCUAGUGAAGGCGGGACUGAUGAUGCGAAACGGCGGGGAGAUGCAUUUGCACAUGCCUUUUCUGCUCAUUUGGCAAGGUUGAUGGAGGAGCCUGCCGCUUAUGGGAAGUUCGGUUUAGCCAACCUAUUGGAGUUGAGAGAAGAAUGUUUGAGAGAAUUUCAAUUUUUUGAUGCAUAUGUUAGUAUCAAGCAAAGGGAAAACGAAGCUUCACUGGCUGUUUUACCUGAUCUACUCAUGGAACUUGAUAGUAUGAAUGAGGAAGCUAGAUUGCUUGCACUAAUUGAGGGUGUCCUUGCUGCAAACAUCUUUGAUUGGGGGUCUAAAGCUUGUGUUGAUCUAUAUCACCAAGGAACUAUAAUAGAAAUUUAUCGCAUGAGCCGCAAGAAGAUGCAACGUCCAUGGCGGAUUGACGACUUCGAUAUGUUCAAAAAGAGAAUGCUUAAGAAGGACAAGCCAUACAAAAGAGCACUUAUUUCUGUCGAUAACUCGGGUGCUGACGUGGUCCUUGGAAUGCUUCCUUUAGCACGUGAAUUUCUACGCCAUGGAAUUGAGGUAGUUCUGGUUGCAAAUUCAUUGCCGGCUUUGAAUGAUAUUACGGCUAAUGAACUUCCCGGAAUUGUAGCUGAAGCUGCAAAGCAUUGUGGUAUCCUUCGGAAAGCCGCGGAAGCUGGUGGAUUGAUAGUUGAUGCUAUGGCUGGUAUCCAAGAUGAUGCCAAGGAUGAACCGGUGUCAGUGCCCCUAAUGGUUGUAGAGAAUGGAUGUGGCAGUCCAUGUAUUGAUUUCCGACAGGUUAGCUCAGAGCUUGCAGCUGCUGCCAAGGAUGCAGAUCUGUUAAUCCUGGAGGGCAUGGGGCGAGCACUGCAUACCAACCUCAAUGCCCGUUUCAAGUGUGAUGCUCUAAAGCUUGCGAUGGUGAAGAAUCAGAGGUUGGCAGAAAAGCUUUUCAAUGGGAAUAUUUACGAUUGCAUCUGUAAAUUUGAACCUGUUGACAAUUCUUUAGAGGAUUUGGUAUACUCUGGCGCAGCAGCACCACAGUAAACAGUGUAAUGUUGUGUACUGAAGAACAAUCGUAGGGCCGGCACACACAUGAUGUGAGCAAAAACGAAAAUUAGAGUUUUUUUUCCUUGUAAACAAUACUCCUUACAGUGUACAAAUACUACUUACUGUCUUACUGUGAGGUGGUGCCGUCUGUAACAACAUUUUCACAGACUGCCAGGGGUUUCGCAAA